This is a messenger RNA of Pocillopora meandrina, 3847 nucleotides long. NCBI's taxonomy places the organism in Eukaryota, Metazoa, Cnidaria, Anthozoa, Scleractinia, Pocilloporidae. The record is from the annotation of a GenBank genome assembly.
CUCCCGGUCGAAUGUGAUUGGAUUACCGUCUUUACGUAAUUUUGGACGACAUAAAGCUGUUGUACAUCUAACUCUAAGUCAGUUCUCCUAAGAUGGCGGACAUGAUGAAUAGCUCUUCCAAGCUGACUGAUAUUGAAAUGGAAAAUCGGGGUCAGGCAGAUCCGCCGGUAGGUAGUAACUAACGCGUAGAGACUUUUCACACGAUUUAGUUCACCACUGCCCAAGGUAAUAAUUCUCAGUGACUUCGAAAAUGUUUUAAUUUUUUCGAUCCUCUAUUUUUUAGAAUUACAAUAAAGCUUACUUGCCGGUAGACGAGGAGGCGGGAAAUGGACUUCACGAGGACGAAGAGGGUGAAGAAUUUGAUCCUUGGGCUUUGCCUGAACUCCAAGAUCUUGGCCCUAAGUGGUCUGGUAAGUAGUAAAGCUUUUGUUGUUGUAAUUUUUGAUCUUGUCAUGAAAUUUAUAGUAUUUGUGAACCGAUUUUCCCGUUCAACACUAAUUCUGAUUUUGGCGGGCCCACAGAACUUGAUGGAUGCGGCAAAGUGAAACGAGUGUCUUUGGCAGUUGGCAAGGUCAUUCUUCUUCUUGGUCUUCUCUAUGUAUUUAUCUGUUCACUGGACUUCCUCAGUAGUGCCUUCCGAUUGCUUGGAGGAAAAGCGGCAGGCGAAGCAUUUGCGUCUAAUAAAAUUUUGAGUAACCCCGUCGCUGGCUUGAUGAUCGGCAUCUUGGCAACGGUUCUUGUUCAAAGUUCAUCUACAACCACAUCCAUCGUUGUUUCAAUGGUCGCUGCGCAGAGUAAGUUUGAUUUGGUAUUUUUAAAAGAAGCAUUUAAAAUAACACUCCUCAGUACAAGUUUGUGUUAAAUAUUUGUUGAAUUCUUUAUUUUUGUUAGCAAUCAAUCGUUUGGGGGUGAAAACUUGAACACUUCUCUAAGAUUUAGUACAGUUUUUUAAAAUUUUUCUUCACUUUCCUUGAUGUUUUUCGGGUAUUAAUCGUAGGUCUAGUGAAAACUAUUGGAUACGUCAAUAGUUGCCCCCAUUGCCAGUGUUGAGGAACAUUUGACACCUGUUAUAAUGCACAAUUUUGUUUCCGAACAUGAUUGAUAACUAAAUUUUUCAGUGUUUUAACUUCACUUGCAGCUCUUUAAGACUAAUAAUUUCGUUGAAGAAAAAUUCGAUCUUCAAUAAUUAAGUAUAUUGAAAGAGUAUCUCGUCAAGUGACGAAUUUCAGUGAUGUUAUUUGCGUAGUAGGUGCUCUUUAUGUUGCUCUGCCUCAUUACCUAUAGUUCUGAUUAUAUUAAAAUACCGAGGUUUGUUAAUUUGUGGAGGUUAAUGUAUGCAAGGGCCAUAUCAGACACGAUUUUUUGUUAUUGGCAAAACAUUAAAUUUAAACCUUUAUGCCAAUCAAAGGAGAUUUGUAUUAAUUACUUAAGAUGAAAUUGUGAUGUUUCUUGUCCAUCAUUUGCUCAGAAGUUGUAUGGUGACUUGUUAGGGGUAAAUAUUGGUCUUGAAUGUGGUCUUUGACUGAGUGCAAUUGUGUUAUUUUUAGCUAAAUUUUGUUGACAUAAACAGCCUUGCUAGAUUUAUGAAUUAAAUUGAAUUUUAGUAGAUGUAAAAGAGAAUGUGUACAUUUUUUCAGUUUUAGAGGUUGAGCCUGCUAUUCCAAUUGUGAUGGGUGCCAACAUAGGAACAUCAGUCACCAACACCAUAGUUUCACUUGCACAAGCUGCUGAACGUAAUGAGUUUCGACGUGCCUUUGCUGGUGCGACAGUACAUGAUAUAUUUAACUGGCUGUCUGUGAUCAUAUUCCUGCCCUUGGAGGUUAUCACGCAUUUCCUACUUCAUCUUACUGGUGAGAUCAUUGAUGUACUUCCUUUGACUCAGAAGAAAGGAACUGACAAAAAGUUGCUGAAGAAAUUGACAGAACCAUUUACUAAGCUUAUAAUUCAGUUAGACAAAAAAGUUAUAGAGAAUAUUGCACUGGGAGAUAAAUCAGCAGAGUCAAAAUCCCUUAUCAAAGACUGUUCACCCAAGGAAGUAAUAGAGACUGUUAAUAAAACCUUGAAUGGGACUAUUUAUUUGGAAAAUGUGACAACAAUUGAACCUGCCUCAUGCAAGUUUCUCUUCCAUGGUACAUCCCUGAGCGACACUGAGGUUGGCAUCAUAAUCCUGGUUCUCUCCAUUGGCCUGCUCUGUAUCUGUCUUGUCAGUAUUGUUAAGGUUCUUCACUCCAUGCUUCGUGGUCAGAUGGCAAAAAUCAUCAAGAAGACCGUCAAUGCAGACUUCCCUGGACCAUUCAAACAUCUCACUGGUUACUUGGCAAUUCUUGUUGGUGCUGGUCUUACUAUGUUGGUACAGUCCAGUUCCAUCUUUACAUCAGCCCUUACACCUCUCAUAGGAGUUGGAGUCGUUACCAUUGAACGAGCCUUCCCUCUUACCUUGGGUUCAAACAUUGGAACAACUGCAACAGGUAUUUUGGCUGCUUUGGCAAGUGCGUCAAAUCUGGAUAAGGCCCUUCAGAUUGCCUUCUGCCAUCUAUUCUUCAAUAUUUCUGGUAUCUUGGUUUGGUAUCCUAUCCCUUACCUGCGAAAAGUUCCCAUUGGUUUUGCCAAGUCGUUAGGAAACAAAACGGCUGACUACAGAUGGUUUGCCAUUGCAUACCUGGUGUUUGGCUUUUUCCUUCUUCCAGCAGCUGUCUUCGGCUUGUCACUUGCUGGUUGGCAGAUUCUCCUUGGUGUAGCUGCACCCCUCCUACUUCUCUUCCUGUUCAUUGUCAUUGUGAACAUCUUUCAGAGGAAAGCUCCUGGUCAUUUACCAGAUGUUCUCCAAGACUGGGAAUGGUUGCCAAAGUGGACACGAUCACUAGAGCCUCAUGACCGUGUUUUCUCCAAAGUUACUGAGCUGAGCAGAAUGUGCCGUUCAGACAGGACUAGGCAAGCAUCCAACACAGAAUCGCGUGUGUAGAAGAGACUGGUUUUUGUAUUUAUUUAGUCUGGAGCCUAUGGUUAGAUCAGUAGUUUUCAGAGUUAUUCAUUAGAAGAUGAAAGCAGUUAAAACAUGCUGAUUUUUGUUUUUGAUUAUGUUAUUUUUAUUUACCCUUGGUGUCUUUGAAUUAUUUAUUUGUCAGAAAAAUGCAAUCAAAAUGAUCAAGCCUUUUUUAUUUUGUGGCAGACAUUCUCUAAUUUCUGGAAUGGGAGAAAGGAACUUUGUGCUAAUAUGUUACAAUAGUAGCUCAAUCAUGUAGUUUUUCUUUGGAAGCUAUUUGGCAAAUUACCUAAAACAUCUUUUCAGAUGGCUAAAAUUAAAAGAAAUGAAAAUUGCUCUACUAUUUGGCAUAGUGCAAACUUCCUAGUAAUGUAAGUAAUCUGUUUAGUGACUAAACUUUGUUCCCUGCUAAAUGCAAUAUACAUUGUUAAUGGUUCAUGUAACAGUGAUCUUAAAACUACUUUGUGGGUAGUGAUAUUUUUGUAAUUCUUGCUUCCUGUUUUUCAGGUUAUGUAAACCCUAUUUACAUCCAAAAAAAAAAUACAUCUAAGGAUGAGUGUGCAGGAAUUGUAGCUAAAAAACCACUUAUCUUUAUGAUCAAGUUAAAUGGUCAUGUGGCAAGUCUGACCUCUGAUGCAUAUGGGGUUUACAUGUAGAUACAGUAACAUGCUAUGUUAGAUUUGUACAUUGCUUUUAAUGUUGAAUAAAACACAGAGCUUGCUUUCAUGCUAAGGUAAGUUUGGUAUUUAUAGUAUCAUAACUAUUGUUAAUUUAAAGGACAUUGUAUUAAUGUUUGUUAUGAGAAUAAACAAUUCAAUGGGUUGAGUUAAAUGAGUUAUAUAUUUUUUAUUUGCUCAUUUCAGA